AUGCCAUUUGGUCUUCGCAAUGCUGCCCAAACAUUUCAGAUGUUCAUUGACCGAGUCCUACGUGGUCUCCCGUUUGUGUACGCCUACAUCGAUGACCUCUUGGUGGCCAGUCGAAAUGCCGAGGAACACAAUGUGCAUCUUGCCUUAGUGUUUGACCGCCUCGAUCAGUUUGGCGUGGUCAUUAACCCUUCGAAGUGUGUUCUGGGUGUGCCGUCCCUUGAGUUUCUUGGUCACCAUGUCGAUGCACAAGGUUUGCGUCCCCUCUCUUCCAAGGUUGAGGCCAUUCGUGACUUUCCUCCACCAACCUCCAAGCGUCAGUUGUAA
Spirometra erinaceieuropaei is the source of this 324-nucleotide messenger RNA. The record is from the annotation of a GenBank genome assembly. NCBI's taxonomy places the organism in Eukaryota, Metazoa, Platyhelminthes, Cestoda, Diphyllobothriidea, Diphyllobothriidae.